This is a messenger RNA of Gigantopelta aegis, 2878 nucleotides long. RefSeq lists its product as uncharacterized. The transcript has 3 exons. Gene Ontology annotation, molecular function: galactosylceramide sulfotransferase activity. Bases 496 to 2265 code for a protein of 589 amino acids. Lineage: Eukaryota; Metazoa; Mollusca; Gastropoda; Neomphalida; Peltospiridae. The record is from RefSeq and is a predicted model, not a curated record. Gene Ontology annotation, cellular component: membrane. Gene Ontology annotation, biological process: glycolipid biosynthetic process.
GUCAGCCAUUUUAACUGUUUGACAACCAAUUAUCUGACAUUAUUACAAGCAGUUUUGAUGAGAUUAAUGAACAUCAGUUUUGACACCAAGAUAACAUUUCUAAGUGUUGUAGUUCUAAAGAUAUUCAAAUUUAUCGGUGGGCUGGCGGUCAUCUUGUUGGUACCAACUUUAUAAAAUGACAUCUUAUAUUUUCAGAAACUCUUACACCCCAUAGAUUAAAUUCAGCCAUAGUGACAUAGUUAUACUUCCGGCCUCUGCUGCAGGACUAUACGUCCCAAAACAUUUUUAGGUCCAGAUCCUGGGGAAGUCUACUUAUGUGCAGGCGGGUGGAAGCACGUUGCUUGGUUAACACGUUGUCGCAAGAAACCGCAGCUUUUGUUUUUGUCGGCGAUAACGACGCUCAUCCUGUUUGCAGUACAUCUUCAGUACGUAGGCACGAGGCAUCAGAAUGACGCGAUCGUCGAAGCACAACGUGACGAGGCAAGGCACCAGGCUAUGUUCAGUCUGUUAUCAUCUCGAAAUCCUUUUCAGUUUCGUAAUACGUCCUUAGAGACCCGGGCCAGAGACGAUAACUUGAAAAUUGAAAAUGUAUUUUACACAAGGUCAAAAAGAAAAGAAAAGACAGAAAAAUAUCAUGUUCCAGAAAGUAAAAAUUCUAUCGAGAAUUCAUCUCCAAAACAUUCCAUUUACGAAGAGAGCGCAAAAGUACAUAUCAACAAUUCUCUGUUGAAAACAUUGUUAUAUCUGGAGAAUAACAGCCCAGAUGAGAUUGUCCGAAAGCAAACUUCUCUGAAAAAGUCUAAUGUUUAUAAACAGACUUUUCUGAGAGAUGUAUACGUUCACAAACAAGCUCCAAUCGAUCCAUUGCUUCACCCUCAGGCUUCUCAGAAAGAUUUAUACGUUCACAAACAAGCUCCAAUCGAUCCCAUCCUUCACUCAAAAACAUCGCUGAAGGAUAAUUAUAAUCCCACAUACCAUCUACAAGUGAAAACAAAUAAUCAGAGUAUCUCACUAAAUAGUUUAAAGAAGAAAUACAUACAAUACAUUCUUAAAAUGUUAAGAAAAAAUAUAACAAAAGCAUUUAAUGCUCAACAUAACUUAUCUAUACAAAAGGAAAAACCUGUGAAAAUUGAACCACGUCCACAGUAUAAGAUUGACACACCAGUUAAGACGUGUUCUGAAAAACAAAACUUUGCAUUUCUUAAAGUGCACAAGUGUGGCAGCUCCACGGUAGCCAAUGUAAUACAAAGGUUUGUCUUAGAACGUGAUCUUAACGUGGUCCUCCCGUUCAAGCCCAGGCGAGUCUUGCAGUACAACUACCUGGGCUAUGGAUCUCUGUUUGACAAAACAAUGGUUAUUCCGCCGCCCAGGGGAGAAACGUUCAACGUUCUGUACAACCACGUUGUCUACAACAGAAAAACGUUUCACAAGCUACUUCCAAACAACACAUUUUAUUUUGCUAUAGUAAGAGAACCAGUGUCUAAGUUCCUUUCUGCUAUCAGGUUCUUUAGAGUCGCUAAGCGUAUUACUAAAGACGUUUAUUUCAGAAAGUUCGGUGUGAAAAACGCAAACGUUUCAAGCUCAAAUUUGACCCAAGAGGACUUGGAACCUUCGGUGAUGUCCGAUUUUCUUCACGACAAGGUCUUACUGAGGAUGUACAGCAAACACAGAUUCAUAUGCAAUAGUAUGGCUUAUGAUUUCGGCAUCCCUCAAGAAUACACUAGGAAUUUGCCCUUUGUUCUUCAUUACAUUAAACAACUGGAGAGUGAUUUUCAGUUUGUGAUGGUCAUGGAAUAUUUCGACGAAUCGCUGAUUCUGCUUAAACGAUACCUUUGUUGGGAUCACAAGACUAUACUGUAUGUUCCCAAACUCUCCGUUAGCACAGUCCCAAGUAACACGAAACUUAAGUCCUCAGAUUUAACCAGUGAGGAGACUAAAAUUAUCAAAGAGUGGCAGAGUGUCGACACCAUGAUCUAUAACCAUUUUAACCAGUCCUUCUGGAGACACGUGUCGCUGGCGAGUCCAGACUUCUUUAACGAGGUCCGGCAGUUUAAACACAUUCGGAAAGCAGUUGCAGCUUUCUGUGAGCGAAAAUCAUCAUUGGAAUCAUCAUUAUUUAUUGAACAGUCUGUGUGGAAUGCAGGAUUUUUGGUGUCAAGAGACGAUUGCAUACUAAUACUCUCGUCGGAGUUACGGUUACACGAACAAUUACUUGACAAAGCAGUGGCGAAAAUUAUAAAUUCAAAAGGUGUUUUAAUGCGAUGAUAAUCUCUUUCCUUGUGUGGUAUAAUAAAUAUCGUAGGCAUAUCAAAUGAAGGCUCAAACACGCUGAUAUUGACUCGCGACUCGGGCAGCCAGUAAUCUAAAGACUUUUGCUCAUUUGCAUUAGCUCUGAAGACGCUAAUAAUGUUGAUAGCGCGGGUUGAUGAUGAUGAUGAUGUUGAUGUUGUUGAUGAUGUUGUUGAUGAUGAUAGUGGUGAUGUUGAUGAUGAAAUUCUUAUAUUCAAUAAAGGUUCAAGUACGCUGUCCUGGGCAAGCCAAUCAACAACCUUGCCCGUCUGCCCAGGCCAAUUUAAUGGAUUAAGGAGUGUUUGGAACCGCAGAAUGGAAGAUAUCACGUCCUUUUUCUAUAGACAUGAAAAUACAUACCACAGUAUUUUAUAUACUAACUGUGGGACAUAGGACGAUUGAUUCUGAGACUUAUCGCACCUCAGGCAAGCGCUCUAUCAAUGAGCUACAUCCCGCCACGCUACCAUCUGAUGGCAUCAAGAAGGUUAUAGUUGUUAAUUUAUUAAUGUUUUAGUAAAUAAGUGAUCCGUCAAAUGACAAUGCCUGUUUGAAGAUCUGUCGGUUCAUUCUCAAACUGACAUUUUAAUUU